CCUCAAGUGAUGUUAUAGUACGUGAAGGUGAUAAUGUUACCCUAAGAUGUAAAGCGAAAGGUAGUCCCGAACCGUCGAUACGUUGGAAACGAGAUGAUGGUCUGAGAAUUGUUGUAAAUAAAUCAUUGGAUGUACCCGAGGUAGAAGGUGAUACUUUGGAAUUGGAACGUAUAUCACGUUUACAUAUGGGUGCAUAUUUAUGCAUAGCCACCAAUGGUGUACCGCCCAGUGUAUCGAAGCGUAUUAAAGUCAGUGUGGAUUUUUCUCCCAUGGUCUCAAUACCUCAUCAAUUGGUGGGCAUACCCAUGUAUUUCAACGUAACCUUAGAAUGUUUCAUAGAAGCAAAUCCAACAUCUCUCAAUUAUUGGACAAGAGAAAACGAACAAAUGAUAACAGAUUCAUCGAAAUACAAUUUUAAAAAAGUAUUUAAACCAACAACAGCUGCGGCGAGAAAAAUGAUUGUAGUGAUAUUAUGGUCACUAAUACUGGCAGCACUAAGGGCUCAAGUUAGAGGACAAGCUACUGGAAACGAUAUAAAUAUAUUGAUUCAAAAUUCCAUUUUAUCGUCUAUUGAUGAAACCGUUAAACCGUGUGAAGACUUUUACGCUUAUGCCUGCGGCAGGUAUGCUGAGCAGCAUUUAACAGAGGAUUAUAAGGAAAUAACCACUUUAUUGGAUUUACAAUAUAAUGAAUUUAUUUUACAACUAUAUGAUUCAGUGUACCAGGAUUAUCAACAUGAUUUGGAUAAAUCAGACACAUUUGUAGCAAAAACUUUGGCUUAUUUCCAAUCAUGUCGCCAAGAAACUAAAAGAAAUUUGACAAAUUAUUUUGAAUAUAUUAAACCAGGAGCAGAGCUUAAUUGGCCCUUAUGGGAGGAGUUAAGAAAUAAUGUUACUCAAUCAUUUAUAUGGACCGGUGAGCAAACAUUUGACAUUUGGAGUCUAUUGGGUAAAUUACAGUCUUAUGGUUUAAAUAAUGUCUUGAUAAACCAACAGAUUUUAGUAAAGAAAAAUGGCGCUUUAGAAAUAAUGCUAGAACCUGCAUAUAGAGAGAAUAAUACUACUUUACCGGACUUAAAAAUGUUAGCAGUUUUAUUAAUGGGCUUGGGAGUUACACAACCUAAAACGAUUUUAAGAAACCUCUUAGAAACCAAUAAGAUAUUGGUGGAUAUUAUGGAAAGUUGUGAAAAGCACAAAGGAAAUAUCCAGCAACUGACUUAUAAGGAUUUAGAAUCUAAAUAUGAAAAUCUUAAUUUAAAUUUGUAUGUCAAGGAAUUAGUUAAACAAGAUUUACCAGCCGAUACUGUUAUUAUAUUAAGAAAUUCGGAAUAUUUUCAAAACUUAAACAACUUUUUAAGGCAGAAUUUACAAAAGUCCAAUUGGUGCAAUUAUUUAAUGUUAAAAUUUCUUUACUACUUGACUUUGGACAGUACGGCUGCUUUCAAAAGUUUGGAUUGUAUUAAGGAUCUAAGAAACAAAAUGGAUUUGGCGGUAAAUUUCCUAUUUUACCACCACAACUAUGGACACAAAGUUAAACUCUAUAAACCCGUUAUAUUUAAAAUAUUUCAAAAUAUAAAAGAUAAAUUUCAAAAACUAUUUCUCGACAAUCAUUUAAAUUUAACUUCGCUACAACAACAAUUUCUUCUAGAAAAAUUACAAAAUGUGCGCCUAAAUAUAGGCAACUUACCGGAAGAGGUAACAUUUAAUAAGGUAGCAAAAUUUUAUGAAAAUCUACCACCAUUGGAUAUAAAUAAUUACUAUAACAAUCACUUGCUGUUAAUAAAACAUCGGUUUCAAAACACUUUACAUUAUAAACCAAAUCAAACACAUUACUUGGGUUCAAUUAGUAGUUUAGGCAGUAGGCCAGCAGCGUUUUAUGUGGCCCAACAAAAUAUGAUCGUAUUACCCUUUAGCAGUCUACGUUAUCCACUUUUCGAUAUACACUAUCAUGAUGUCUAUAAAUAUUCUCAUUUGGGUUUCAUAUUGGCCCAUGAGUUGUCACACAGCUUCGAUACUUAUGGUCUUAAUUUUGAUAGUAAAGGGGAAUUUGUGAGGUCCCCAGAUCAUAUAUUCGAUAAUGAAAAUUUUCUCACCGCCUUAAAAUGUCUGCAGUCUCAACUUUCCACCAAGAGUAUAGAUGAACGUAUAGCGGAUAUUGUUGCCAUAGAUAUCAGUUAUGAACUAUAUGAAUCGAAACUAAAUAAACACCCUCCUGCAGAUGUACAUUCUAGUUGGAAUAAAUAUUUCUAUUUAAAUUUAGCCCAAUUCUUUUGUGGUAAAAAACAUAUCAAAUUUAUUGAUCACGAUACAGAUGCUCAACGUUUGAAUCAGAUUGUUAUGAAUUCUAAAGGCUUUGAAUCAGCUUUUCAAUGUGAUCGUAAUAGUAAAAUGAAUCCUAGUAAAAAGUGUCGCUUAUAUUAAGUUAUUUACUAAGCUAAUUUAUAAUAUUCUAAUAAGUUAAAAAAAAAUAAAUGAAAAAAUUGUACGAAAUAUAGAUCAUAUUGUAGCCUCAAGA
Molecule: messenger RNA, 2514 nt
Organism: Lucilia sericata (common green bottle fly)
Lineage: Eukaryota; Metazoa; Arthropoda; Insecta; Diptera; Calliphoridae
Product: neprilysin-2-like
Exons: 4
Coding region: 186-2420 (744 amino acids)
Biological process (GO): protein processing
Cellular component (GO): plasma membrane
Molecular function (GO): metalloendopeptidase activity
Source: RefSeq, a predicted model, not a curated record